AUGGGUGACCGGAAACGGCGCAAAAUUCUGUCCGAAAGUCGCAAUGAGGCGAGUCCCUACGAGUUUCGGGAUGGUCAACGAUUCGUUAAACCAUACGACCAUUUAUUUGAGACUUUUGUGAAACGGCGAUGGUUGGGACAAGAACUUUUGAUGGUGAUGAAGAACGAGUUCAAGGCCUUCAAUGGGGAUUAUUAUCAACGUGCGAUUGAACGUGGUUCAAUUCGAAUCAAUGGUGAAACCGUUCCGAGUGACUUCAUACUGAAAAACAAUCAGAGAAUUGAACAUCGUGCGACAAUUUCUGAGCCGCCAGUUCUAGAAUUUCCGAUACGAAUUUUAAUGGGAAGUCACACCCAUUUGGAAUCGAUGUCGAUCAUUGCUGUGGAAAAGCCUGUUGGAAUUCCUUGUCAUCCUGGAGCAGCUUAUCGACUCAAUAGCUUGAUUGAAAUUGUUAAGCAUAAGUCGAGAAUUAUCUGCGACGAAUGUGAAGGAAUGGAUUUAGAGAAGGUUAGUGCGUUGAAUGGUGCUCUCCUUGAGGAUUUGCGCCAUGGGAGGAGACUUCUGCCAAAAGCUCCUCCCAGCUCUAAUGUCGAAGUUUUGCCGCCCUCGAACUGUUGCUGCUUAGCGUCGAUUGACAGUGGCUCCUUGCGACCGCUUCACAGACUAGAUCGCUUGACUAGCGGAAUCGUUGUAUUGGGAAUUUCAUCAGAAGCAGGAAAAACUUUCGAGCUCGCAUUUCGGGAAGGGAGGGUUUCUAAGACUUACGUGGCCCGUGUGGUUGGGGAUUGUCGCCUCGCACUGUCUGGUCACGUCGAGCAAACAGAAGGAACAUCAAAAGCGCUGAAACGCGUUCUUCGUGGCGAAGUUUAUUGUGUUGAUCAAAAAUCCGCAAUCUACAGAUUUGAUGAGGAGAAUACGAAAAAGGGAAAAGAUGUAGAAACAGAACUCGAAUUUGUUUGUUAUGACGGUGCAGCGGAUGAAUCCCUCGUUAUAUUGAGACCAAAAACUGGUCGAACUCAUCAACUCCGGACCCAACUUUUAUACCUUGGUCAUCCAAUCGUUAAUGAUCCCUGUUAUGGUCCUUCAGUCCCUCGAUACCUUGAUUGGUUCAGAAGGGUUCCUCAUGUUCAACUCGAUUCAAGAGAUCCAUCAAAUGAAGACUUUCAUGCCUCAGGAAUCUUUUUACAUGCUUGGAAGUAUUCAAUGGAAAACCGUUUCAGUUUCGAAACACAACUGCCAAGCUGGUGUGCAACAGAUCUCUCCUAG
Molecule: messenger RNA, 1263 nt
Organism: Condylostylus longicornis
Lineage: Eukaryota; Metazoa; Arthropoda; Insecta; Diptera; Dolichopodidae
Exons: 3
Coding region: 1-1263 (420 amino acids)
Biological process (GO): pseudouridine synthesis
Molecular function (GO): pseudouridine synthase activity; RNA binding
Source: RefSeq, a predicted model, not a curated record